Molecule: messenger RNA, 1446 nt
Organism: Penicillium chermesinum
Lineage: Eukaryota; Fungi; Ascomycota; Eurotiomycetes; Eurotiales; Aspergillaceae
Exons: 5
Coding region: 1-1446 (481 amino acids)
Biological process (GO): secondary metabolite biosynthetic process
Molecular function (GO): FAD binding; monooxygenase activity
Source: RefSeq, a predicted model, not a curated record
AUGGAAUCGAAUGGGGUCUCGCUUCAUCCCCACGAUGCUGCCGCACUUGAUGUGAGUCCUGUACCUCACUUGGCGACAGCGGGCGCUUCUGCAUUGCAGAUGCCGACAUACCCUAGCAACUGCCUAGAAUUUGCGAGGCCGUUUUUGGCCCCGGAAACCCAGACCUCGGAAAGCGUGCACAAGGCCAAAGUCCCUCUGAAAAUUAUCCUUGUUGGUGCUGGUUUAGGAGGCCUCGCCACUGCUAUUGCGCUCGCGCAAAGUGGCCACAAUGUAACGGUCUUCGAGCAGACACCCGUACUUGGGGAGGUGGGAGCUGGCAUUCAAAUCCCUUCCAACUCUACUAGAAUUCUUUUCAAGUUGGGGCUAGAACCAUACCUGAGGCCCUACGUGACCGAGCCCGAGUCGAUUUCUUUCAGAAGAUGGCAGACCGGCAACGUCAUUGGCAAAACGAAAUUAAUUCCAGAGUUUACAGACAACUUCGAUGCCCCCUACUACGUGAUCCAUAGAGCUCACUUUCAUUCCGCUCUUUGUCAAAAGGUGCAGGACAUGGGAAUUGAGAUCAAGUUGGGAGCGCGGGUUGAGGAUUACAACCCGGCCGCGGGAAGCAUCACGCUUGCUGAUGGAACAAUCUACACUGGAGAUCUGGUAAUCGCUGCUGAUGGAAUCAAAUCUGUUGCUCGCAAAAUUAUCCUUGGCGGAGAGGAUAUGGCUUUCCGCAAGCCUGGUUUUGCAGCCUAUCGCGCUACAGUAGAUGUGGAACGAAUGCGCAAUGAUCCAGAAGUCUCAUGGAUUCUUGAGAAACCAGCUCUGAAUAUCUGGAUUGGGGAUUCGAGACAUGUCAUGACUUACACUAUUGGUGCGGGCAAGGCCUUCAACAUGGUGUUAUCUCAUCCGGAUGGCACUGAUCCCACUACAUGGAACCCCCUUAAGGCUGUUGAAGAUAUGAAGACUGAGUUUGCAAACUGGGAUCCGGUUCUUACCAAACUUAUUGGCUUGGUGGAAAAGACACUCAAGUGGCCGCUCAUUAGUGGCUCAGUCCUGGAUAAAUGGGUUUCGGAGAAGCUUGUUAUUCUUGGAGAUGCCGCUCACGCGAUGUUGCCAUAUAUGUCGCAAGGUGCCGCCAUGGCGGUGGAAGACGGAGUGGCUCUUGCACGGUCUCUGUCAAAGGUUGACAGCAAAGAACAGCUAGCCAAGAGUCUUUCCAUUUUCGAGAAGGUCAGAAUGCAACGUGCUGGUCAGAUGCAGGAGGCCAGUCUGCUUAACAGCCAUCUUUGGCAUUUCGCCGAUGGCCCCAUGCAAGAGGCGAGAGACGCCGCAAUGAUCCCCGAAGUAAAAGGGAUUCCAUUCAGCCAUAGUCCCAACCAGUGGAGCGAUCCUGCCACUCAGAUGUGGUGUUAUGGAUAUGAUACCGAGAAGGCCAUUGAUGAGGCAUGGGAGAAAACAUAG